CUUUACUUCCUGCCUGCCAUAACUUUAUGGAACUCAAUACAGCAGGGCAGUUUUCCCGUUAGUAGUCAUCUCACUUGAUGAACACAAAGCCGCUUGGGACUGAUCAUGACCCAUCAGAAGCAGCAAGAUUUCACGGAGAGGUAUGAGGCGGCCCUCUUGUGGAUGCAGGCUUCCCAGGAGAUACUUAAAGCGAAUGACAACACCCAGGGGCCCCUUGAUGCCUUGGAGGCCAGACUCAGGGAGACAGAGAAAAUCCAUCAGUCAGAGCAUGAAGGUCGUGUAAAGAUGGAGAUGGCGCUGGUUGCAGCAGAGAAACUUUUGGAGAACGGAGAUGAAGAACUGAGGAAACACACCCUCGCUAAACUCAAAUAUCUGAAAAGUCUGUGGGAGGAGACCUCCACCUACAUCAUCCAUUGUCACAGUCGAAUUGAGUGGGUGUGGCUUCACUGGAGUGAGUACCUGAAGGCUUACGAGGAGAUUGAGCUUUGGCUGACAAGGCAGCAGCGCAUCUUGAAUGCUGGAGUGGAGCUGCAGCUGGGGUUGAAGGAGAAGCUUUGGCAGGUGGACCAUCAAAGAGUGAUAGUUAGCGACAUUCAUGGACAGGCUGUGCUGUUGGAGAGGCUGUUGAACGAGGCGGCAGCACUGCACAACAGAACCCAGGACAACAGUGUGGAGCCCAAAACCCAGAAGAGGCUGCAGGAGGCUUACAAAGACGUCCAAGAAAGAGCUGAGGAGCGUCUGUUGCUGCUUCAGAAGAUUGCUGAGGAUCAUCAGACAUACCAAGGCAGUGUUCAGGGGUUCCAGUCGUGGCUGCUGUCAAAAACCAAGGAGUUAACUGAUCUGAUGGACAGAGAGAACACAGCUGAGAUUAAGCUCAAAGCCUUACAAGCUCUGGAUGACAGUGUGGCCGGUGAGGAGAAGAACCUUCAGCAUAUCGAGGGUGUUGUUGAGGCAGUGAGGAGCAGCACCUCUCCAGCAGGUGUGGAGGUAGUGGUGGAAGAGGCUGAGGAGCUGAGGCUUGGCUGGCAAAGGCUGAGGCAGGGCCUCUGUGAGGCUGAGGAGGGCCUGCGCUUGAGACUGGACUCUUACAGCCACUACAUGGCCAAUUGCCAGCAGCUUGGAGAGGACAUUGGCCGCCUCAGGCAGCUGUUGCAGGGGCUGAACCAGGAGCUGGAUGAGGGAUGCGAGAUAGAGGACUGUUCUGAGGAGCAGAUAGUUGGCCAGUGGAGGAAAUACACGGGUGUGAAGAAUACUCUGGCGAGGGAAGAGUCCCAAGUGGAACUUCUCAAAAGCCAGCUCAAGGAGCUCUUUAAGUUCUCAGUGGACUCGCGUCAACUUUCUGAUGAUGUCCUGGCUGUUGUCAAAGAGCAUCAGAGUGUGAAAUCUAGAGCAACCAGGCUGUGUUCAGAGUUGCAGUCAGGACUGAGAAAUAUUCUCCAGGACCCACUGCUGGUCUACACCCAAUGGAGCCACAUGGUUACUCAGGUGUUGGAGGCAUCUGCUGAGGUUACGGACUUCUCCCAUAUUGCCAUGAUAGUCCAGCGCAUAGAGCGCCUGCUGAAGGAUGGUGUCCAGUUGCAGGAGCAUUUCAGUCUGCUGCAUGUGAAGGGAGACCUGCUGGACUCUGUGUUUGGUCAUGAGAGGUCUGAUGCUUUGCAGGGCGAGUUGGGUGCUGCCAUCAAAAACAGAGAGCUGCUGCACACUCAGCUGCUGCAGAGGAAGAGCAGAUUACAGGCCUUGAUAUCAAGAGCCAAGGAUUUCGGUGAAGCCUACAAGUUGAUCCAAGCUAAGCUGGCCUAUCUUCAAGACAAACUGGUGCUUGCGGAUGGCCUUCACCCCGACAUUUUGGCCAAGAAAAGUCAGUCGGACCAGUAUAGGAUGAUCCAGAGGGACCUGGUGGACUGUGAAGCCCAUAUGACAGCACUGGAGACUCUGGUCUCCUCCAGUCAGAGCAACCGGACUAUUUUUGAGAGGGUGUUAGCUGACUGGAAACAUCUUCAAAAGGCAGUCAGGACAAAGGUGCAUGGCAGUGAGGAGAGCAUUGCAGUUCAUGAGAGCUUCCAUGACAGCCUGCUGAACAUAGAGAAGUGGCUGAUGAUCAUGAAGCAAAAGUUAAAGUCAUUUCACAGCUCUGCGGGAGAAUGGAGCAUAGAGGGCCGCCAACAUGAAGCAGAGAGAGCACUAGGAGAAUUUCCAGAGAAGGAGAUUCAGCUACAGCAGAUGGAGGUCCAGGGUCAGGGGGUUUUGGAGAGGACUUCAAAGGAGGGGCAGAUACACAUUCUGCAAGACAUGAAGCGGCUACGAAAGUCCUGGUUGUCCCUCUACAACAUGAGUCUCAAUCUUCACAGGUUACUGAACAGCUCCAUGGAGCCGACAGCAUGGAAGGAUAGAGGCCUGUCUGUAGACAUCUCAUUCCUAACAGAACUCCGUCUAGGGGAGGAGGACAGUGAGUUCUUGGCAGGAGGCUCAAGGAGUCAGAGAGGCCAAAAACAAGAUCAGUCAAUAGAGAAGUUUGGAGCUUUUGCAAGCCCUGGGCCUGGACAAGGAGAUAGUCUGGAGGGAGAGGCUGGGGAGAGGGUGCUGACGGGGCGGAGUGCAUGGAUCCAGGGCCGUGCUGAAGGCCAGCUCAUGCUGGCUGCACAAGAUGAUGAACAUUUCACUCCAUCAAGGACAGAGAAGGACAGUCAGCGCUCAUUUAAUGGAGAUGAAAUAGAUUCCUCGGCUUUGAGCAGUCAUGGCAGCCAGGGUGUUCCCAAGGACACAGAUCAAUGGCCUGAUAAUAAAUCAACAGGGGCUGACAAUCGCAUCUUGAUUGGAGACAGAGGAGUAGCAGCAUUAACUGCAAAGGGGAACACAGGACACUGCAAAUCCAGAAUGAAUGAGUUUGAGGCGUGGCUGUGCAAAGGGAAUGAACUCCUCUCAGGGAUCCUCAGCACCAAGAGAGCAACCCUCAGUGCCAAAGAACUCAAGAUCCAACAGAACACACUUGAAGCUCUGCAGGCAGGAGUGGCCUGGGGUCAAAAGCAGUUCCAGCUGUUACUGAAGGAAAAGCAGUGCAGAGUGUCUGGUUCUGGGUCAACAGAGGAUGUGGGUCUUGAGGAAAUUCGCUACAACUGGAUGCUCUACAAGUCCAAACUGAAGGAUGUGGGAGACAUCAGAGCUAGGAGCAAUGCUAAGAAGCCCGGGUUGUUGCAGCGGGUAUGUCGGCUGGCUUUUAUUCUUUGGAUCCCUCUACUGGCACUGCUGCUCCUGUUGUUCCUCCUGCCCCUCAUGGAUGAAGGCAACAGCUGCUCGUUCUCCAACAACUUUGCCCGAUCCUUCAACAUCAUGCUUCGCUAUGACGGACCUCCACCCACAUAACCAUCUUACAGCCAUGGCUUAUGUAGAACAUUUUAACUGUAAUUCUUGAGGUUCCACAUUCAUGCAUGACUAUAACACCACAAAUAACAAGACACAACCUUAAUAUUUCAGUUCAAUAUAAAGGCUGUGCCACUUCAAACCCUUUGUUCCUGUGAUUUCACUCGUUUUAAAUAGUGGUUUCACUAUUUUCUUCUAAAGAACUAAAGAUUAAUAUUUGUUAUCUUUUAUAUUAUUAUAUAUUAUCCUAAUAUUAGCAGAGAUUUCAUAACAGCUAAUCUGCAUCUAUUUAAAGCAGACAUACUCAUUCAGGUUCAUCAUUUUAUUUUAGGUCAUUACUUAUAAAGCCUUAUAUGUUCUAAUGAUCAGAAAAUACAUCGCUUUUCUUAUUCUGUCCAUUUCUGCAGCUCUUCAUAUUUUUUUGUGUAAGCUCCUGUCUCUUUGAGGCCCCCUCUUGAUAAAGGCCAGGCUUAUCUGAUUGGCUACAUUGGCUUUGUUGAGAUAGGUAGGAAAUGUAAACCCGGCCCUUGCUUUAGUUGCCUGUGUUAGGGGAUGUGCCAGACUGACAUUACAUCACAUGACAGUCAGUGAUGUCAUGUGACAUCACAAUACCCCAAGUAUCGGUAGGACUAAAAUGUAACAUACAAGAGGAAAGUGAAAAUCGAUAUAAUCUUUAUAUCUAUUCAUGUUUCAGUAAGACUAAAGUAAUUUAUAUUAGUUAUUUCUUUGAAGCUCUUUUUAACUGUACAACCACCUCAUGAAAGCUGAUACUUUUCUAUCCUGGGAUGCUAUUUUGGUUUGAGCAUGGUGAUAGAUCAUUUUCACAGCCUAAUCCACCAUUGAAAAUAUUUACAAAGCAAUCUACCUUUGCCCCUUGUUGACCAGUGUGCUGUUUAUGCCAAUGCCUGAGCAAUAAUAUUUUGUGCAAAUCCACAUACCUAUAGCUUGUAUUAAAUCUUAUAUUCCAUCUUUCUCCACACCUGGCACACUCCUAAAAGCAUACUUCUAUCACCUCCACACACCAUCACAAAGACAGUUAGUUUCCCUUUUUGGGUUGUUUAUCUAUAUUACUGAUAUGGUAAUAUAGAUUUGACAUUCAUAGACAGAUACUUAAUUCAUUCCCAUGGGGACAUUUAGAUAUCCAGUAGCUCACAAAGAAGUCAAAGACAUCCAAAUAAGACAAAUAUCUGAUUGAUAAAAUAAAUAGAUAAAUGAUAAAUAGAAGAGGUGCAAUGAUAAAAGUCCCUAAAACAGUCUUUGAAGUGUUUGUAUAAAUCUCAUUUAGCGACAAAUUACGAGUAUCUUGACACAGCAAUAGAGCCUUUGUGCAUUGUGCAACUUCACAAUUGUUACAGUAUGUGUGUAAGUACUUGUUAAAUUCUGCUUCAGUUUAGACAUAAUUGUAAAUCUCACAUAAAUAAACAAGACCCCACUGCCUAGAUAUUGCUAUGAAAUAAUAUAAUGUAGAUUCAACUUGGUUACAAAACUGUUGGUGCCAUUGUUUCAAAAAUCUAAGUUUGAGAACUAAAACUUUACCUGCAGGAGUUGUACUUGUGUGUGCAUGUGUACAUAAGCAUUUCACCUCACAUCUAAGAGGUUUCCUUAGAAGCUUCUUCAGAAGCGUCUUGAAUGAAAGGUGAAACAUCUUCAAGAAACAAAAGCAAGAUCAGUUGCUUAUGCACACUUGUAACUUAUGAGGAUACCAUGACAUGGAUGACUAACUUUCAAAUUAUAAUAUGCUAUAUGCAGCACCUUUAAAGUUAACAAACUUACCACUAAUUGAAAAGCGGUAUACAUUUAUCAUGGCCUCAGAUUUUUAUGUAUGCCUAAGUCACUUGUACUCUGUGCCAUAAUCAUAUGUCGUUAUUCAGUAUAUAGCUUAAUAAACCACUUGUGUACUAUAUAGCAUUUAUAUAGCCAUGCUAAAUAUAAAGCUUAGUUCUGUCAUGCAUGUGAAUGUAGCAUUACAUGCGAAAUCAAGUGUCCCUUUAAAGAAGACUAUGCAAUGCCUGGACAAAAUUAUAUCUUAUGCCACAAAAAAAAUGACAUGAAUAUCAUGAGCCCACUGGUCAGUGUGUGUGACAAUCAAAUAGAAUAAAAGCAAAAUUAGAAUGUCCCAUUUGUUGGAGUACAAAUGUUAUGCAAAGAUGACCUAUAUGCCAGUGCCUGCUGUCAGUUUAAGCUAUUGCUUAUGAAGAAGAAUGUCAAGUUAAAGCUUUAUUGAAGAAAAAGAUGAUCUUUUAUGAAAGGUUUGAAAUAGGAUAAAUAACUGUUUGAAAGAACUUGUAUUUAAACAAUGUUAUUUGUUCUGAUUAAAUAAAUCUAUUUACCUAUUCUGA
Limanda limanda (common dab) is the source of this 5696-nucleotide messenger RNA. RefSeq names its product spectrin repeat containing, nuclear envelope family member 3 (gene syne3). Gene Ontology annotation, biological process: nuclear migration. Gene Ontology annotation, cellular component: nuclear outer membrane; meiotic nuclear membrane microtubule tethering complex; cytoplasm. NCBI's taxonomy places the organism in Eukaryota, Metazoa, Chordata, Actinopteri, Pleuronectiformes, Pleuronectidae. The coding region runs from base 106 to 3360 and encodes 1084 amino acids. The transcript has 17 exons. Gene Ontology annotation, molecular function: actin filament binding. The record is from RefSeq and is a predicted model, not a curated record.